Sungouiella intermedia is the source of this 1389-nucleotide messenger RNA. The record is from the annotation of a GenBank genome assembly. NCBI's taxonomy places the organism in Eukaryota, Fungi, Ascomycota, Pichiomycetes, Serinales, Metschnikowiaceae.
AUGUUGACCCGAACUCUACGAAGAGUUAUCUUCACCAAAAGAAGAUUCCACCAGGUGCCAUUCCAUGAAGAUUUGACCGAGGUGGAUGACGAUCUUUUCAACUUGGAAGGGUUCAAGCACUAUAAAGAAGCUCCAGAUGUUCAAGCUUUGAGAGAGAGGCUUGGAUUACUGGGGAAUGAAGACAUUACGCCAUAUUCGAAGGAACCCCAAGACGGGAAACUAUCUGAAUCUGGUCAGAUCACUCAGAGUGCUGCUAUGCCAUCAUCAUUUGUGGAUGCUUGCAAAUUGGCUCAACCUGUGGUCUUCGUAUCAUCACUCUCCAACCCAUACUCCAAUCUCGCUAUCGAGGACUAUAUUUACAACCAAAUGCCGUUACCUGCUGAAGGAAAUGCCAAUCGGCUCAUGUUCUACGUUAACUCACCUUGUGUUGUGAUUGGAAAGAAUCAGAACCCAUGGAAUGAGGUGAAUCUUCCACUUCUCAAUAAUCUUCGAAUUCCGCUCGUUAGAAGACAGUCAGGAGGAGGCACCGUGGUGCAUGAUUCCGGAAAUGUCAACUAUUCAUUCAUGACAACCAAGGAGAAGUUUGACAGACAUACAUUUGCCAAUUUGGUGGCCUCUGCUGUCAACGCCAUACCAGGCAUCGAAAAGCGUAUAAAGGUGACGGAACGAGGCGACAUAGUAACAGAAACAGACGACUUGAAGGUGUCAGGCUCGGCGUACAAGUUGUCUAAAGGAAAAUCAUACCACCAUGGAACCAUGCUCUUGAAUCUGAAUCUCGAUGUGUUGAGACAAUUGCUCCAUCGAGACAUUGCAAAGGUUGGUAAAGUGGAGUCUCAUGCUGCCAUAGCGUCAGUUCGCUCGCCGGUGACCAAUUUGAACAUUUCCAACGAGGCUUUCGUCGAGGCUGUGAGCAAGGAGUUCAAAGAAUCGUAUGGACUUGUCCAGGAACAGGAAGAGCAGAACAUCGAAGAAGGCGAGUUUAACCAGACAGAUAUGCUUGGUCUCGAUGCGUUUGUCCAAGCAUAUUCUGGGAGGGAUUGUGUGGUGUUUAACAUAGACGAAACUACAGAAUUGACUGAGGAAGUGGACAAAGUGAAGGCUCAUUUGAUGAAUUGGGAAUGGAAGUUCGGAGCCACCACCAAGUUCACACAUACGUUCACUAGUACGGAGAAAGGUUUCCAGGUGAUCUUGUCUAUUGGAAAGAAGGGCCUAGUGGAAUCCUUUGAACUUGUAGGUGCAGACGAACCCAUCAAGGAACACUUCCAGUUCUUGCAAAUGGUGCUUGACCGUGGUGACUCCAUCCGCUACUCUGGAAGUGAAGUCGCUGGAUUCAUUACGGAUGAUGCCAUUAGCGACUGGUUGGGGGAGUCAAUCGAUGGAAGUACAUAA